Molecule: messenger RNA, 649 nt
Organism: Aspergillus candidus
Lineage: Eukaryota; Fungi; Ascomycota; Eurotiomycetes; Eurotiales; Aspergillaceae
Product: MAPEG family protein
Exons: 3
Coding region: 73-528 (151 amino acids)
Cellular component (GO): membrane; nuclear envelope; endoplasmic reticulum
Molecular function (GO): glutathione peroxidase activity; glutathione transferase activity
Source: RefSeq, a predicted model, not a curated record
CCAUCUUCUCCCCGCACAGCUCACCACCAUCAAUCGCUUUAUUACACGUUAACCUAUCCGUAUAUAUCCAUCAUGGUCGCCAUUCCUGUUCCUGAUAACUACGGGGCCGUCAUUGCCGUCGCCCUCGGCGCCAUCCCUGUCCUCGGCUUCAUUCACGGCGGCGUCACCACAGGACUGCGCAAGGAGGCCAAGGUCCCUUACCCGCACAGCUAUGCCACCAUUGAGCAGUGCAAGUCCAACGCCAAAGCCGAGCAAUUUAACUGCGCCCAGCGCGCCCACUCCAACUUCCUUGAAAAUGCCUCUCAGACUAUGCUCUUCACCCUCGUUGCCGGCCUGAAGUACCCCGAGCUGGCGACCGGCCUCGGCGCCGUUUGGCUUGCUGCCCGUGUGCUCUUCCUGUACGGAUACGUGUACUCGGGUAAGGCCCAGGGCAAGGGCCGCAUGCUUGGAGGGUGGUUCUGGUUGGCCCAGGGUGCGCUUUGGGGAUUGAGCGUGUUUGGUGUGGGCAAGAGCUUGCUUUCUCUUUGAGAAGUUUGACUGCUAUAUAUAGCACUGCUGUGCAUUCUCUUGGUCGUGUUCUCUGGGUUCAUAUUGGAUACCUGAAUCUAUAAGUGCGACUUGUAUAAUGUCAAUAUAUAUAUAUAUUUAU